This is a messenger RNA of Myripristis murdjan (pinecone soldierfish), 276 nucleotides long. RefSeq names its product complement factor H-related protein 2-like. The record is from RefSeq and is a predicted model, not a curated record. Bases 1 to 276 code for a protein of 91 amino acids. The transcript has 3 exons. Lineage: Eukaryota; Metazoa; Chordata; Actinopteri; Holocentriformes; Holocentridae.
AUGAAUUUCUCUCUGCUCCUCUGGUCUCUUGUCCUGUGGAUGAACAUGGAUGAUUAUUUGUCACAGAUUGUACCAUGGGAUUGUGCAAGUCCACCACCACUUGAACAUGGUGACAUCACAUCCACUGUGAAGCCGAUUUACAGCGAGGAUGAGACCGUUGAAUACAGCUGUCAUAAGAACUACACUCUGGACGGUCAGACCAUUAAAACCUGCAGCAAUGGUGAAUGGAUUGGAGAGAUGAGAUGCCUCCUUCCACCUGCUGACACCCUGGGGUGA